This is a messenger RNA of Pipra filicauda (Wire-tailed manakin), 2921 nucleotides long. RefSeq names its product ankyrin repeat domain 55 (gene ANKRD55). Gene Ontology annotation, molecular function: protein binding. The record is from RefSeq and is a predicted model, not a curated record. NCBI's taxonomy places the organism in Eukaryota, Metazoa, Chordata, Aves, Passeriformes, Pipridae.
GGAGCCAGGACGGAUGUCUGCCCCCGACCUGCGCUGGAGCUCUGCACAUGCUCUGUCUGCCAGCCCAGUCCCGCUCACUCAGCUCUCGGCUGCUGGAGCUUGGGGAGCCGCAGCAUCUCUCGGCUGCUCGUAGGCAGUGCCACUCGCUGAAGACCUGACAUUUUUCAGAAUCUCAGUUAAGCUUCCAGGGACGUCCUUUUAGGAAGGUCUAUGACAGCAUACAGUGUUUCCAUCAGACUCUUGCCUUGUCUACAACCCGCAGCCGUAAAAGCGAGUUUGAUUCUCUGACAAGAAGACUGGCAACAGCUGUCGUUGCACCGUGUACUGUAAUACAUGAGAUUCUUCCCGCAAAACCCUGGAGAUGGCAUUUGUCUGGUCUGGUUGUAAAUAAUGAGAUAGAUCACAAUGGAUUUCAGUUCAUCAUCAGUGUUUGAUCAGCACAAAGCUGAUGCAGCAGAAGAGGUUGACUUGACUGUGGUUUACCAAGCAGCAGCCAAUGGUGACGUGAACACACUGACUGCAGUGAUUUGGGAAGAUCCUUCUAUCCCUGAGUGUUGUGACAGAGAGGGUUGCACCCCUUUGAUGCAUGCUGUGUCAGGAUGCCAGGUUGAUACAGUGAAGCUUCUGUUGAAGAUGGGAGCAAAUAUUAAUACUCAAGAUGCCUAUGGACGUAUCAGUUUAUCUCUGGCAACUUAUCUGGGCUGGCUGGAAGGCUGUGUCAGCUUGCUCAGGAACGGUGCUAAGCAGAACAUACCUGACAAAAAUGGGAGAUUGCCACUACACGCUGCAACUGCAGAGCCUGACGUGAGGCUUCUGAGCCUGCUUCUGCAGCAGUCAAAUCUUAGUGAAAUUAAUCAUCAGGCCAAUGAGGUGAGUGAGUUUGUUCUGCAAGUCACAGUCCCAUGCUCUGGGGGCUUAGAAGUCAUUCUGUCCAGAAAGAGUCCACUGUACAAUCACUUUAAUGAUGAGACUAUGCACUAUAUGUGCAGAAUAACUCUUGAGAAACAGGAAAAUGGAAACUGCACAAAAUCCACUUGGCCUCAGAGUGGCAACAGGAUUCUGUGUUCCAUCAUUCUGGACCACUACCAGGGACCCUCAGUAAUAAACUAUGACGAUGAGAAUGGCAAAACAUGUAUGCACAUUGCUGCUGCUGCAGGCUACAGUGAUAUUAUCAGUGAGCUGGCCAAAGUCCCAAAGCGCAACCUGCAGGCCCUGGAUGUGGAUGACAGGACUCCUUUGCACUGGGCUGCAGCAGCAGGGAAAGCUGACUGUGUGCAGACACUGCUAGAACUGGGGAUAGACAGCAGUCCUCGAGAUAUCAAUGAAAACACUCCUCUGACAUAUGCAAUGUACCGUGGGCACACAGCAUGCAUCAAGCUGCUGUCUCAGGAGGGCAAUAGAUCCGAGUCAGUUCAUCAGUUUCCCUCUCUGGACAACAGAGGUAUAAAGAAAGAAGGACGAUUCAGUAUGCUGAACCACAUCUUCUCUUGCAAAAAGAAGAAAGAAGAUCAGAAAACCAGUCAGAAGGAGAGAAGCAGAGAACAUCCUAAAGAAGAGACCUCAGAAGUAGAUGAUAUCAUCACCUGUUUUGAUUGCAUUAUGAAAACAAGUUGCAAAGACAUUCCAAAUCAUUGUAUGACCACCCAUGACUUUAAAAGAAGGAGCACAGACACAAAGUAUCUCAUACCAGAAAAGAAACAAUCAGCAUGUCAGGGACUUCUGCCCAUCAGCAUGCAGAGCCUCCCCCCAAUCACUGCAGGUAAUUCCUUCCUAACUGCUUCCCAGAACACAGUGUCAAGCUUCUCUUUUAGCACCAGUACCCACCAUUUUCCACAAAAGUCUCAAAAGAGUAGGAGUGAACACAACUUGCUGGACUACAGAAGCAGCUGCCAGGCUUUGCUGGAUGAUCCCUGGAAUGCAGACUCUAACCAGCUACUCUCCUACAAAGUCUGUACUAGGACUUCUUCAGACAAACUGAUAAAUUACCUUAACUCUGAUAGAUCUCACCAUGUGCUUUUGUGCCCUCCCUGCCUUCCCUCACUUCCUAGUUCUCCAUCAGGUAAACAUUUACAACAGAUGUCCAUAGACCAACACAAAAAAAAUCUUAUUUGUGUAUGUAACAGCUGAGCUCCCAUACCCAACCACUGUGCUCACAAAAUUCAGCUAUCACCUCAGGAUACUAAGAAGUUUAAGUCUCUAAGGACUGGUGCAGUUAUUCUCCUACCAGCUCUAAUCUUUUCCCAGAAAAGGGGACAUUCUCAGAGUCAUAUCCUCUAUUCUCUUUUGCCUGGUCUAUCAGGAGAGCCUCUCAAACUAGGCCGUGUCCCCCCUGCUAUCCCAAGCCAGAAGAAAUCUAAUCCUGCAGAAGAGCUUGAGAAAUCUCUCACCAAACCAGAUGCUAAAAAUUAACUCAUCACACUGGCCUAAAUCAGUUGAAAUAAGUGCAAAUCUAAGUGCUUGUUACAAGAUAACUGUACAGCAAAAUCUCAUUAAUUUGCACUAAUGAUACUCUUAUGAACUUGACUGUAAAUUACUAAAACUGAAGAAAGCAUAGCACAUCACAAAAGCUGCACUAUAUAUAGAUAUACACACACAUGUAUACGUAUAUAUGUGCAUUUUCAUUAUAGAUUUCAUUUAUUAUGAAAUUACUAAAUAUUUAAUGUGCUGUAAACUUACUUUGUGAAUGGAACCCUCAACACAUGAUUUUGUUGCAGUAAUGUGCUGUUAAGCCUUUCAGAGAAAACAGGAACAAAGAGUAAGAUUUUCUGCAUGAUUUAAAAGUCAGAACUAGGAAACAUAAAUUGACAGGGUUUCUCUGUAGUUUGUAAAUACAAAGGUGCUGAUUCGGAUGCUGUGUACCAUCAAAAAAAAUCUUUUUAAAAUUAAAACAAUAAGCUGAAAAUAAAAGGCAGUUUUAGCAA